Oppia nitens is the source of this 6817-nucleotide messenger RNA. RefSeq names its product serine-rich adhesin for platelets-like. The transcript is spliced from 5 exons. The record is from RefSeq and is a predicted model, not a curated record. The coding region runs from base 186 to 6530 and encodes 2114 amino acids. NCBI's taxonomy places the organism in Eukaryota, Metazoa, Arthropoda, Arachnida, Sarcoptiformes, Oppiidae.
UUGUGAAAAACCAAUUGAAAGGAUUAAUAUUAUAUAUCAAAUGUUUGGAGAGAGAGAGAGCCGCCGACCAACCGUUCAUCAGAUAAACCCAACGGUUUUAUCUCCCGAUAUAAUAAUAAUCAAAUCAAUCGUUGAAUAGCACCCGACAAACACAAACAGCCCUAACCCUAACACUAACAACAAGUAUGCCGUCGGCUAAAUGGUGUAUAGAUCCGGUAUUCCUGUCCAGACAUCCGAUACCGCCGGAUAAAACUGAAAUCUGUGAACUGACUACCAAUGUUAACAAUACAUUGGUCGGUGCACUCAGACAACUGGCCAGUGUUUGCCGUAUAUCCGAGCGAUUGUUUGCCGAUAUUAACGAUGAAUGUCGACAGCUGUGCGAACGAUCGAUUGGACUGAAGUUUCGGGUCGACCGGUGCCGACAAGUGGUCGACCGAUUGAACGCCAAGGCCGUCACUGUCCCAUUGGGUACACUCAAUGAUUUCAUGCAAAUCGAUAGCCAUCACCRAUCGGCCAACACUGUCGACCAAUGUUUGUUCCGAUUGGAUACCCGACCCCARUGUAUACGCGAUGCCUAUCUGGCCGCCGGACUCACACCACUGCAUAUCAUUCGGUCRAUUGACUCGUAUCGGGACGACGGCCGAUGCGGUAGUAAACUGUUUAUCUGUCAGCCAGUAUUCGGCGAUAAUGGUCACCGAAAACGGGUCAACUUUGACAUCGAAACCAGACGGCCGGCAAGUUUGGUACUACCCUAUGAACUGCCGAGGAAUGUACUAAUAGAGAGGGCUAAGACACCAUUGUGUAGUAGCCAUCACGUUAUACUCAACAACAACAACAAUAAAGACAAUAAUACAUCAUCUGAUGAUCAAUUGUUUGGUGGACACAACAACAACAACAACAACAAUAGUCUUAAACGUCAUCGUCAGCGACAGGUGCUGUUCUCSAGUACCGAAACUACCGAUAGCUUUCCGUUUCUAAGGGAUAUCGGUAUCGAUGUCGACGGYAUAUAUCAACGUCUAAACGAUGAUGACAUCCUCGACGACGACAACAAUGAUGACAUCCAGGUUGUCGACGAUGAGACUGGCGGUAGUCAUGAUGAUGAUGAUGGCGACCAUACGUCCCGCGAAAACCCGUUGUACGGCCUUAUAUCGCCCGAAGAGCGUAUGCAAGUCCUGUCCCAGGAGUUUCUUCCAUCCAAAUACAUACCAAUCGAUGUUACCGGCGCUGCCUUUAAUAGGAUGUCCACAAUGAGACGAUCGCUUAUACAUACGGAUUUUCUAAUUAAGCGCAAAAAGUCGACCGCCGGUAAAGGUGGCCACAAAUCGCGGGUCCGGCGCCGCAAUACUAUAGCACAGGGAGGUCGAGAAGCAGCCGGUGGUGUCGGUGGUGUCGGUGCUGCUGGCGCUGGCCGUAGCGGUAGUGGCGGCGGUCAUCGCCAACGGCGCCGAAGUACCAGUUCUAUAGACUUUGUUCAUACGUCCUGUCAGACAGAGUUUGGCGACGAAUCGGAUAUUUACCGAACCGGACGUAUUGUCGACCCGAAGACUAAGUCGGAGACGAUGUCAAAGAUAACAUCGUCAUCGGCGGCGACGACGACGACGACGAUGACAACCAUAACCAAUGGUGACUAUAAUAACAAUAAUAAAUGUGAGGAUCAACUGCACCAGCAAUCACAACAACAGGUAAACAAUAAAAUCAAACUGAAAGCCGAAGUACACCAUCAAUACGAUUGCCGAUCGUUGGAUAAUCUUAGCGAUGACCAGAUAUCGUCGUCGCUGAGACACCAGUCGGUCGGAUCCAAUACACCCGAAGACUUUAGCGACUUAACUGAAUCUAACGACAAGCUUAUCGAUGACGAUAACAACAACAACGACACCAAUCGCCACAAUUUGAUUGGUGUCCGCAAUCUGAAUAAUACUACUGCCCGUCGGCUUAGUGUCCGUAUGAGAGGCGGAGCCGCCGGUGCUAAGAUCGGUACCAACAGUGAUGGCCGAUCGUCGAGCGGCAACUGGAGUGCCAGCAGUUCGACGCACGCCUCGGAAUCGGUAUCUUCGGAUAAUCUGCUGCUAAACGGCGGUAGUGUCGGUACCAGUAGUGGCCAACAGUCGCCAUUAAAACACCACCAUUUGCCCCAUCAGUUGUCCAAUAGUUCGCUGGGCAAGGAUUCGGUUAUUUCCGACAGCAAUACCGCUCAGACGGCACAGACAACUGAAUCGGAAACAACAACAACGACGACGACUGGCGGUCUGGUUUCGGCCUCAGAGUUUAGCUAUGUUGUUGUUGGCGGCACGCAGUCACCAACGCCACCCGAACCCAGUGUCCGCAAUUCGGUGGUUAUCCGGACUCAGAACGGCGGCGGUACGAUUGAUGGCACCGCCGCCGCCGCCGGMAACAAAGCCAAGUACGCCAAUCGGGAUUCAGAAUCGUGGUCACAGUUCUACGAUCGCGACGACUCGGAUACCAUAACACCGACGCCAACCGAAUCUACCGAAACAACAAGUGGACAGUUGUCAACAGAGACGACCCCACAAAAACCGCUGAAAUCGGUAACCAUUAAUACCAGUCCGCCAUCCAAUGCAAGUAACUCUGUAUGCGGCGGCGGCAAUAGUAGUCGGCGAUCAAGUAUUUCGGCCAAAAACGGCGGUGCAAUCGGUGACGAUGAAGUCGAAUCAGUCUAUUCAGUGGACAACGACGGCUACUAUACGUCAAUGCAUACCGAUUCGGGACUGUUUCGGCUACCAAUCAAACUGAUGAUUACGCCGAACAGUUCUUUCCGUUUGAAAGGCAAACGCGAUUCAAUUGCAUCGGUUUGUACUAUCGGUGACAUCAGUAUCAAUAGUAUACUAUCGAAAACGGAAACCGAAUCCUCAACGACAACACUGACCAACUUUAGCGGCCGCAGUAGUCUGAGUAGUAGUCGGCGGCGGCCACGUAUGCCGCCGCCGCCACCACCGCCCCGAGUGUCCAGUAUGUUACACAACAUCAGGCACUCAAUUAUCAGUAACAAAACUACGACAACAACGACGACGGCCACUACCGAUACUAUUAGCGAAAAUGCCAGCACUAGUUCCCGAUCGCAUUCGCCAUCGCCCGGAACUGUAACCUCCGAAUCGUCCGAACAGUCGGACUUUUUUGCCUCAUCGGCCGUCCAUACGUUGAAAGCCAAAACAGCGAUCGACUCGAGCGGCUAUCCAUCCAUGUGUGCAGCCAUUACAUCGACGGAAAACAGUGACGACUGUCGCAGUGGUAACAGUUCGGAUAGCGGAUCCAUUGGCCACCAUCAGCAACAUCAUCGUAAUCAUCGGAUGACACCAACCAGGAAAAUGUUACGAUCAAAGUCCGGUACCUACAGAGGCUUUCGUAUCAAAGAUAUCUUCGGUUUCGGUCAUUCGGCCAUCAAAGAAGAUAUUGCCGAACCUUCAUCAUCAUCAUCGCCGACUCUGACCAACGCCACUACACCGCCGCAUAUUGCAACCAUACGGCGACCCCAGAGUCCGCUUCGGUUUAAUAUGUAUACGGCCGGCGGUGAUGGUGGUGGCCAUCAUCGGGUCCGGCGUUUUAUCGAUAAAUUCAAUGCCAAUCAGUUCCACUUCCAGGACGAUGAGGACGCCUAUCAUCRGACGCCGAACAUUGUCCGCUUGAAUGCCAUCUCGUCGUUUGCCAACGAUUCCAGUAGUGAAAAGAUCUCAGAAGAAGUAGAAGAUCCCGAACCAAAUAGUACUACCAUUGAUGGUGAUGGUCAUGAAGACAAGCGCCACAGCACCGGUAGUGGUGGUAGUGGUGGUGGCGGCGAUCAUACAUUCAAACCGAUAGUCAGCAGCGGCGGUAACAUUAGUAGUAGUAAUAGUAGACCGCAUAUGAAAUACAAUUAUCGCAAAUGUUUGCCAUCGACAGCAAAAUCUGGUCUACAAAGACAACAACAACAACUACUACCGCAUCCAAUGCCAAGAAACGUGCCCAUACCGCCAGUGCCCAAAACUAACGGUGCUAUGAUGUCGCCAACCGAUUGGCUAUCAUCGGUACAUCAAAACAACAGUAGUAGUAGUAGACCUCAACAACAAAUAGUGCCCAAAACUAAUACACUAUCAAAGUUGUUAUCUUCGGGUGCCAUCACCACCACCACCGCCUCCUCAGUCGCGGCCAACACCUCCUCUUCCUCCUCAACAGCCAUUAUGACUACUAGUGAUACACCAGACACCAGUGUUGUUCAUCAUACAAACUAUCGGACCACUCGGUCGGCCGGUGCCCGGGUCCGACUGGAUCCCGAAGGCGAAGUUAUCUAUUCGUCCAAUUCGUUGGGUCGCCGACGGGACGGACAUCCGAUGAAAUAUCAGGAACGAGUGGACAGGACGGCGGCGAAAGCCUUGACAGUGGCCGCCUCUACAGCCAUUGGUGGCCAACAACAACAACAACAGGAGCCGAUGAGGAGCUCAACCCUACCGAGACUGUCAUCAAAAACGCGUAUCUCUAGUCCCAGUCCUACAACUAGUACUACUACUACUACACCAUCAUCGGUGGGGUCGGUGUCUAAACAAGGCGCUGUCGUACAUAUGAAAACCAAUGGCACCAGUGGUCAGAUCAUAGCAAACACUACCACCGCCAGCACAGGUACUACCGGUGCUUAUUCAGUGGACAGUAAUCUAAGCCAACAUAACAAAGUCAUACGACCUCAUCAUCAUCAUCAGCAACAACAACAACAACAAUAUACCAGUUCUCUAUUGCCGUUGGAUAAGCUAAGCCAACACCAAUCCCAGCACCAGCACCGAGAUAUCAGUUCAGCCAAUAGUCAACAAAACAAUGAGUCCACGGCCUCAUUGCCAGCCAGAAGUAGUUCACGCGCCUCGUGCGCCACACCUGUCACUGUAAACAACAACAACAACAUCAAUAGCAGCCAACAACAACACCAUCACCAGCACAGCCCCAAUAGUAGUAGUAGCGGUGGUGGUAGAUGUGUAACACCUGUAACCAUCGUAAGGACCAACCGAUCGACAACACCAACACCUGCUCCUGUAUUACAGUCGAUCAGCACAUCUAACAGUGUUAGUGGUAGUAGUAGUAGUAGUAGUAGUAGUGGUGAUAAUCGGAACAGUUGUGUUCAACAACAACAACAAAAACUACUAACCAAUGGACACCAUUUGAAUGAAACAAUGAGAACAACUACAACUACUACCUGUCCAUCAUUAACAACAACAACACCAACAAUCAUUAACCGAAAACAAUCGGAUAUUAAUGGUUUGCCAUCAAAACCGAUAGUGAAUGGCCAUCAUCAUCAUCAGCAGCAGCAGCAACAUAUCAAGCAAGCGGUCAAUACAACUACGGCAACGUCGUCGGCACCGAAACCGGCCGAACGUAUGUCGUUGGUGUUGUCGUCGCCGACAGCUAUGGUAUCGCCGAAAAACAAUAUGAAGACAACGACGACGGCUGUCAACGACAACAAGUCGACGGAUAAAUCGGAUACCGACGGCGGCAGUGGCAACGGUAGUGGCGGUAACGGAACACUUGGACGCCGGGGUCGGCUGACCACCGAAGACCUGUUGAUUAUAAUACACAACUCGAAGAAGAAGCACAACAUCAAGACUGAACCGGAGAUAAUAUUGCCGAACAGUCCGCCGUCCAGUCGGUCGCAUUCGUCGGCGUCCAAUUCGCCGCCACAAUUGGCGUCACAACAACAAUAUAACGGUCGGUUUACGCCUAGCCUACAAUCGCCUACCAGUCCUCCUAGUCGUCUAACACCGCAACCGCUACCUAAUGUUGGCGGAGGCGGCGGAACAACACCCGACAACCAACGGCGCAGUUGGAACGGUUCGGAUACAACGGGAACCACAAGUCCGACAGGCAGUCAGGCCGGUUCGCGUAGGAGUCUGGCAUCGGAUCGAUUGGGACCGCCGAAACCGACCACAAUGAACGACUUCAAGCGGCUACUGUCGCAGACCCGAUCCAAUAGUUUUACCAGCGAUCGUAUGACGGCAGCGGAAAUAUUGCGGGCCAAUGCCAAACGUCCGCUAACACCGGUCAUCAAAUGUAUUACUAGUUUUGUCGGCAGUGCUACCGGCGGCGGCAACAAAAAUCGUGUAACGCCUUCACCGGCGCCUACGCCCACAUCGCUGUUGACGCCCAACAAACUGUCGUCUACUAAUCGGACGACGCCGACAAUGGUCGGAUCGCAGCCGCCGCCGCCGCCCAUAAUCAACUCGGCUAUCAACUCGAAUACACCGAAUCUGGUUAAACCCCGUAUCAUCAAUGGCCGUACCGGUGGUGGCGGCGGUAGUACCGGUAGAGGCCAUCAUCAUCCGGCGUCCUAUCGAUUGGAUAACGUUGUCUGUCAGCCAAUACUGGAAGAUUCGCGCGAAGAUCUAACAGACGCCGAUCGCCGAUCGACAAAAAGUGGCCAUUCGUUAGCGACAACAAACGGUUCGCAUCAUUCAAUUAAUAGCACCGGUAGCCGUGGUAAUAGGCAAUCGGCAAUAACUGUUGCAAAUAACUAUAACAAAGUGCCGGCUAAUCCCCAAAGUACUAGUACUUGGGUUUAAGCUAUUUAGUAGUACAGUAGUGAUGUUAUUAUUAUUAUAGUAAUACUAGUAAUACCCGUCCACCAUGACAUCCAUGUCCAUCAUCAUCAUCAUCAUAGUUAUCAUCAUCACCCACCCCCGCAAUUAGUAUCAACGUGUUAAGUGCACAUACAAACAAUACAUAUAAAUACGGUAUACAUAACAUACCGGAGCUUGUGUUCAAUUUUUGUUACUAUACUAUACCUAUCUAUCUCUCUAUCUAUUUCUAUAUCCCUAUCCAUAUCCCUGUCUCUCUCUCUCUCUCUCUC